Erythranthe guttata (spotted monkey flower) is the source of this 1173-nucleotide messenger RNA. Its product is annotated as polygalacturonase inhibitor. Gene Ontology annotation, molecular function: protein binding. The record is from RefSeq and is a predicted model, not a curated record. Lineage: Eukaryota; Viridiplantae; Streptophyta; Magnoliopsida; Lamiales; Phrymaceae.
AACUCUCUCUCUCUCUCUCUCUCUCUCUCUCUCUCUCUCUCUCUCUCUCUCUCUCUCUCUCUCUCUCAUAUCUUAAUUUCUAUCAAAGCUCCAAAUUAUAUUGCAGACAUGGCCACAACAAUGCAGUACGGUUUCAUAUUUGUGCUGAUCAUCUUCUUUAUCCUCUCGGCCAAUAUGGCAAUUUCGGAGAGGUGCCACCCAAAUGACAAAAAAGCCCUCCACAAAAUUGUAACAGAUCUCAGUAGUCCUAACCACAUGAUCUACGGGGACCCGAACACCGACUGCUGCGACUGGAACUUCGUCGUGACAUGCGACGACGUAACCGAUCGCGUCACCAUCCUCGUUUUGCAAAAAGCCGAUUUCAACCGUCCGAUCCCGGCCGCGGUUUUCGACCUCGUAUUCCUCGAAGAACUAAUCUUACACAAGGCGAAUUUCACGGGCCAAAUCCCACAAGCCAUUACCAAUCUCUCUCGUCUCAAGAUUCUCGAUCUCAGCUGGAAUCGUCUCUCAGGCAACAUUCCGUCGUUCCUCAGCCAACUCAGCAAACUCAAACUCAUCAAACUAUCGUUCAACGAUUUCACCGGUUCGAUUCCGGACUCGCUUUCGCAGCUCCAGAACCUCACCGGUCUUUUCUUAGGCCGGAACAAACUCACCGGACAAAUCCCGGGAGUCGUUUGCCGAUUUCCAGCAGCAGAAUUUCUACCUCCAGAUGUCGCAUAACAGCUCUCCGGCGAGAUUCCGAAAAAAAUGGGGCUUGCGAACUUUACCGAUAUCGAUGUUUCUCGAAACAGGCUGGAAGGGGAUAUUUCGUUCAUGUUUGGGAAGAACACGAGUUUGAUUUACGCUGAUUUUUCGAGGAAUUUGCUGCGGUUUGAUUUUUCGAAAGUGGAGUAUUUUUCAAAGAGCUUGAGGGGUUUGGAUUUGAACCAUAACAUGAUCACGGGCAGCCUGCCCGUGGUGUUGGUUGACUCGAGUCUUGACCGGCUGAAUGUGAGCUACAAUCGGAUGUGCGGUCGGAUUCCGGUGGGCGGGAGGCUGCAGGAGCUUGAAACUACGUCGUAUUUUCACAACCGGUGCUUGUGCGGUGCGCCGCUGCAUGAAUGUAAAUGAUUUUUUCGAUUUUUUACGAAUCUACAGUUAAACCUCUAUAAAUUAAUACAGUCGGGACUAGAG